Phlebotomus argentipes is the source of this 1299-nucleotide messenger RNA. RefSeq names its product NECAP-like protein CG9132. Gene Ontology annotation, cellular component: clathrin vesicle coat; membrane. Gene Ontology annotation, biological process: endocytosis. Lineage: Eukaryota; Metazoa; Arthropoda; Insecta; Diptera; Psychodidae. The record is from RefSeq and is a predicted model, not a curated record. The transcript is spliced from 5 exons. Bases 131 to 871 code for a protein of 246 amino acids.
UCCUCGGUUUUGACGUGUGUCACGGAGUUUUUUGUGGUGGUUUUUGGGAGGUUGAUUUUUCACUGAAGACUACGCGGAAGUUUCCCACUAAUUGACUGCGUGCGUGAAAUCGUGAAGUGUGUGCACAACGAUGGAAACGUACGAGAGUGUGUUGCUGGUGAAGCCUGAGGUGUUUGUGUAUAAAAUACCGCCGCGCACCUCCAACAGAGGAUACAGGGCCGCUGACUGGAAUCUGCAAGAGCCCACUUGGACGGGGCGUAUGCGCCUGGUGUCCAAGGGCACGGCUGUGUCCAUGAAGCUGGAGGACAAGACGUCUGGGGCGCUGUUCGCCAACUGCCCAAUCGAAACAUAUCCGGGAGUCGCUGUGGAGGCCGUCACGGACAGUUCCCGCUACUUUGUCAUCCGCAUCCAAGACGACAACGGACGAUCUGCCUUCAUUGGUCUGGGCUUUGGCGAUCGUUCGGACUCAUUUGAUCUCAACGUGGCACUUCAGGAUCAUUUCAAAUGGGUGAAGAACCAGGAGCAGAUCGAGAAAGAGAAGGAGGCGCCGCGGCAAGAGCUGGAUUUGGGUUUCAAGGAGGGAGAAACUAUCAAGAUCAACAUGAAGAUCACUAAGAAGGACGGAAGUGAGUCGUCAUCGAGGACUGGGAAGAGCAAGGGCACCAGCGGAGUGGGAAUCCUUCCGCCACCGCCGUCAGGAGUGGCCAAUAAAAUAGCCCCGCCGCCAGGACAGCAGAAAGCCAGUCCGGCAGCCUCACCUUCGCAUCGUCCCACUGGUCAGACCGAGUGGGGCGACUUCACUUCCGCUGGAAACCAGCAGGCGCCGCAACAGCCCCAGCAAUCGACGAAUUCCAACUGGGUGCAGUUCUAAAGUGAGACAACAAAGGAGCGGACCUUGGAUUCUCGGCAAUCAUCUCAAAGAGUGGUUGAAUUGCGCUUUAGGUUCCCGAGAAAAUUCACCUAAUUUCUCUCGAUAUAGUUUAUUUACGUGGUAAGGACUAAAUACCCGCAAAUUACUUCUAGGUUAUAAGUUCUCUGGGUCGAAUUGAGACGAGAAGUUGAGAAUAUUUUUCCAUAUAUAUUUUUUGGCAUUUAUUUUGGAUCUUUUUUGUAUAAUUGACGCGUUGCAUUGUAUAAAGAAAUAGAAACUAUCGUUAUUAUGGUAUUAAUCUUGCUAUAGAGGAAAAUAUUUGCUUCAAGUAAUGCUAAAAAAGAAACAUUUAUCACAAGAAGAAAAGUCGUGUGAAAAUUCAAACAAUAGCGAAAAAAGAGUAGAGAAAAUGUACUUAUUUUUGAAAA